Messenger RNA from Esox lucius (northern pike), 2270 nucleotides. RefSeq names its product kinesin family binding protein (gene kifbp). Bases 19 to 1914 code for a protein of 631 amino acids. Lineage: Eukaryota; Metazoa; Chordata; Actinopteri; Esociformes; Esocidae. The transcript has 7 exons. The record is from RefSeq and is a predicted model, not a curated record.
GCUACUGAAACAACAAAAAUGGCUACUCCGUACAGUCAUGACUGGAGAGCAGUCUGCGAAAAAUUUAAUAAUGCUCAAUAUCUCACUGAAGUAGAAUCAAGAAAAGACCCAGAAAAUGACCCUUUUCGAUCUAAGUAUAAGGCAAGGGAGCUCUUGAGAGAGAUAUACUGCUCUCUGAAGAAUUUUGAUGUCGGUGAAAACGAGAACGUCACUGAAGCUGAUCAGCGCCCGAAAGAACAGCCGAUUGACGGAGAAAAUGACGGGAGGUUUGGGACAGGCCAUUGUGGACACUCCCCAGCUGGAUCGAGGGCUGCUAAACUCGGGGCGGUGGAGUAUUAUCUGGGCGUAAACCACGUGGAAACAGAGGAACUGUCUGCUGGAGAGGAACAUUUGAUGAAUUGCAUGACAUUUCUGGAGAAGUGCAGCAUAUCUUCAGAGAACGUGUCUUUGUUCAUCCAAGUCAGGAAUCAACUCGGGAUUUUGUGGGCUGGCAGGGAUGAAACUGAGAAAGCUCAAGGAUUUUUAGAAACCGCAGAAGCAAUGUAUAACCGGUACAUGAAAGAGGACGGUCACCCACCAAUGGACAUUACAGAGUUCUUUGUGGCAGAGGAAGAUUCAUUACCUGAACAGGAGAGGACAAAAAGAUUUGAAAUGGCAUAUACCCACACACUAUACUACCUUGCACAAGUGUACAAGAAUUUGGGUCUGUUUGAGAAAGCUGGAUCCUACUGCCACAGCACUCUGCAGAGACAGCUGGAAUUCAACCAGUUCAUUCCUCUGGAAUGGGCCAUCAAUGCAGCCACACUGUCUCAAUAUUACAUCACCAAGAGUCGAUACAUGGAAGGCAGGCACUGUCUGUCUGCCGCCAGUGUCAUUGCAGGCAUUGCUGGGGAGGUCCCAUCAGAAGCUGCGUCCCAGGAGAAUGAGGCCGAGGCUGAGAAGCGAGACCAACUUAGACAGAAAAGAGCCGAAAUAGCCAGGUGUUGGAUCAAAUACUGUCUCAAUUUGUUGCAAGAUGCCAAGAAACUUCUCGAGGACAACAUUGGAGAGCUAGAUGUGGACCGGCAGGAAGAGCUGAGAGCAGCGCGGCGUCGAGAGGAGGAGGAGAAGGAGAGGGGGAGGAAGAAUGCCGUUCUGUUCGGUUCAAGUGACACUUUUGACUCCAUCUGUAGCCUGGAGGAGAAGGUGAGCUGUGUCUUCCCCCUGGACUUUGAAGAGGCCCGUGCCAUCUUCCUGUUUGGCCAGACCUAUGUGAACCAGGCCAGGGAGUAUUUCGAGAUGGACGGCCACGUCACAGACCACAUCGAGAUCGUGCAGGACCACAGCGCUCUCUUCAAGGCCCUGGCGUUUUUCGAGGAGGACCUCGAGCGCCGCUGCAAGAUGCACAAGCGGCGGGUGGACAUGUUAGAACCCAUCUGCAAGGACCUGAAUGCCCAGUACUACCUUCUCAUCUGCCGCCAGCUGCAGUUUGAGCUGGCUGAGAUCUACUACGAGAUGAUGGAUCUGAAGCUGGCUGUGGCCAACAAGCAGGAUGAUCUGGACGCGCACACCGUCAAGAAGUUUAACCACCUCUGCUCCUCCUCCGUGAAGUUCUACCAGAUGUUCCUGGACUCGGUCCGCUCGCCAGAGGGCAAGUGGCCGGAGAAGCUGGAGGAUGAGGUGCUGAGGCCAGCCCUGGUGGCUAAGUUCCGGGUGGCUCGUCUCCACAGCAGGUUCAUCUCAUCCAGUCCAACCGUUCAGCUGGAGAACCUUAACCGCUCCCUGGAGUGCUACGACUUUGUGGUCCAGUACUGCAGGGACAACCCAGAGGCCAAAAGUGCCAUAGAGACAGAGUUGGAGCUGAGCGAAGAGAUGGUCAGCCUUCUGCCCCUGAAGAUGAACCGACUCAGGGCAAAGUUGGCCUCAUCUAACUGACACGGCGUGCCCUACACGCCACUCAAGGCCUUGUCUGUUAAAUAUUUAAUAUUCUCCUGAAUGCUCUGAUUUGAUGUUCUGCAUAUCCUGAUGUGCAAUGUGCAUUAUGUUGGGACCACAGAAUACCAUGUUAUGCAUGAUACCACAUUAUUUGUCUCACUUAUUUGUUAUGUUCUCUGAUAAAAAAUGUGAUUAUAUCAUGUUGUACUUUAUGUAGACGAGUAGCUAACAAAAUUGUGAUGUCAACAUUGUGAAGUCAGUAAUUUACAGAUUUACAAGAAACUGUUGGUUUUAAAAGGACAAUUUACAACUGACGACUCAAUCUUAAAAAUAAACAAUAUGCAAAUGACCUUUUC